AUGAGGAGCAACAACAGCCUGACUCCUCCCUACUUUCAGUUCACAGUGUUUUCAGACUACGGCUCGCUCAGAUUCCUCUUCUUCAGUCUGUGCCUGCUGAUCUACGUGACCAUCAUCUCUGCCAACGCCGUCAUCGUUCUGACGGUCUGCCUGGAGAAGUCUCUGCAUCAGCCCAUGUAUAUAUUUAUCUGCUGUCUGUGUUUAAACUCUCUGUGGGGCUCGGCCGGCUUCUUCCCCAGGUUUCUGAUGGACAUACUGUCUGACACUCAUGUCAUCUCACGUGUGUCUUGUUUCAGUCAGAUGUACGUUAUUCACACGUAUGUAGCACAUGAGCUGACUAUUCUCACAGUCAUGGCCUAUGACAGGUUUGUUGCUAUCUGCCAGCCUUUAUACUAUCACAGUAAAAUGACGUUCAGGAAGGUGAUACAGCUUUUGGCUCUUGCUGUGCUGUACCCUGUGUGUAUUGUUGGCUUCUGCAUGUAUCUGUCCAGCCGUUUGCCUCUGUGUGGGAAUGAACUGCACAGGAUUUUCUGCUCUAACUGGUCUGUGGUGCAGCUGUCCUGUGUGGAGACGAGCGUGAACAGCAUAGCAGGUCGGAUAAUCGCUGUGACGACCGUCUUCAUCCCCCUGUGCUUCGUCCUGUACACCUACCUGCGCAUCCUGCUGGUUUGCAGGAGAAGCUCGUCCGAGUUCAGAGGAAAGGCGCUGCAGACCUGCCUGCCUCACAUUGUCACGUUUGUCACCUUUUCCUUCUCUCUCUUCUGUGAACUGUCGCUGAGCCGUUUAGACACUGAUGAAAUUAAUCCAUUUGUUAUUGUUGUUUUGUCUCUGGAGUUUCUGAUCGUUCCUCCCAUCAACAACCCUCUGGUUUACGGCCUGAAUCUGCCCCAGAUCAGAGGAGUGAUGUUCAGAUGUGUGAAGAUUCAUAAAAUGAUUCCUGCUGCUCAAUUUAAGACUCAACAUGUGCAACUGUUACUGAAGCUUUAA
This is a messenger RNA of Toxotes jaculatrix (banded archerfish), 987 nucleotides long. RefSeq names its product olfactory receptor 6K3-like. The record is from RefSeq and is a predicted model, not a curated record. Gene Ontology annotation, molecular function: olfactory receptor activity; G protein-coupled receptor activity. Gene Ontology annotation, biological process: G protein-coupled receptor signaling pathway. Gene Ontology annotation, cellular component: membrane. The transcript has a single exon. NCBI's taxonomy places the organism in Eukaryota, Metazoa, Chordata, Actinopteri, Toxotidae. Bases 1 to 987 code for a protein of 328 amino acids.